AUAUAGUAGCUAAUUUGGGCCAUACAUACAUGCCCUCGGCUUUCAGAUAUUUUGCGUCCCCCCUUGUUUGGAAAAAGAGAAAAGAAAAGAAAAGGAAAGAAAAAAGCGGUUUGGUUGGGUGGGGAGUACCUUCACUUCCCGAUAUCCGAUCUCGGCGUCCAUUGGUUUUGUGCCAAAUUUAUGGUCACUUGAAGAUUUUUAUUAUCUCAAAAACUUUUCAAUAAAGUAUGUGAAUCUAGCUUUUGAGACUUUGGAAUUUGAACUCUGAAACAAAUUCAAUAUGGGUGAAGAAGCUGUGAAUAAAUUGCAAGUGAAAGAGUUGGAAUUUGAGGCAGAGAAGAACAAGAAUAAGAAGGAAGAUGGUUCGACUUCGGUCAUUCGGUGGGAGAAGUUUCUUCCGAGGAUGGUCCUGAGAGUGUUGUUGGUCGAAGCAGACGAUUCGACUCGGCAGAUUAUAGCAGCACUUCUCAGGAAAUGCAGUUUCAGAGUUGCCGCAGUGGCUGAUGGCUUAAAGGCAUGGGAAGUACUGAAGGGAAAACCUCAUAACAUAGACCUCAUACUAACAGAAGUUGACUUGCCAUCAAUUUCUGGAUUCGCUCUUCUUACCUUGAUUAUGGAGCAUGGGAUCUGCAAAAACAUUCCUGUUAUAAUGAUGUCCUCGCAUGAUUCAGUUAGCAUGGUCUAUAAAUGCAUGUUGAGAGGUGCUGCAGACUUUCUUGUCAAGCCUGUGCGAAAAAAUGAGCUGCAGAACUUGUGGCAGCAUGUUUGGAGGAGACGAGCUUCGACUAGGGAAGGACAUGACCCACAAGUUGAGUGUGUUGCACAACCAAAGGUCGAAGCCACAGCGGAAAACAAUGCUUCUAGUAAUCAUUCAAGUGGUUAUAUGGCCUGUAUUCAGAGAAAUGGGGAAUGCAUCGAGAAAGGGAGUGAUGCUCAGAGCUCUUGUACCAAGCCAGAAUUGGAAGCAGAGAGAGCAUAUGCAGAAAAUGUACAGGACCUCUCGCAGACCAAGUGGAGCAAAUCUCCUAGGAGUGACAUGAAAAUACAGAAGUAUGAAGAACGUGUCGAAUCGAGUAGGAAUUUGCUGAUGUAUGAUUCACAAGAUAGGGGAUUGGCGGUGGCUGCUGGCAAAGAUGCUAACGCAAUGACUCAGGGAGAAGAUGUGGCACCUCAAAGUCAAAGGGAUCAUGCUAACAUCUUCAGUGAAGCUUGUGAUAACAAUCAUGUUCCUGUCAACUAUUCUAAAGAAGUCAUUGAUUUAAUAGGAACAUUUGAUAAUUACACAAAAUGCAGUUAUAGAAGUUCUGGUUCAAAUAAUGGUACAAACAAGGUUGACUCACCAUUAUUGGAUCUUUCUUUGAGGAGACCUCAUCCUCAUCCUCUUCGUCAGCCUUAUCCUCAUCCUCAUCCACAUCCAAGUGGCUUUGUAAAUCAAGUUAGUGAUGAAAGGCACAUACUGAACCACUCUGAUGCAUCAGCCUUCUCGCGGUACACAAACAGGGCAUUACGACCCCUGCACUCAUCAACUAGCAUAUGUGAUCAACAGAAAAAUUAUGGAACUAAUUCUGACAGACAGUUAUCCAAUCACACCUUUGAUUAUAACUCCGACACUCACGGUUUCGCGGCACUAAUAAGUUCUCAGAACAAUAUGCUCUCUCUGGCCACCGGUCAAUGUGGACAACCUGAAGUUGCUUUUCUUUGCCCUCAACAGACAGUGUUACCUGUCCCAGUUCCAGUGAGAGGUAUAAGGUUUGAUAGUCUAUGCACCGCCUUUGGUUCUGUAGUGCCCCCAACAUUUUGUACACAAUCGGGCCCAUCAAUGGUGCCAAGUCCAGGUUCAGUUCACCAUCAGGAACCGUCCAUUCAAGUGAAUACAUUUCAUCAAUCCAAUCUUGAAACCAGAAACUCUCAGCAGUUUAAUAACUUGAUUGGUCAAACUGUCAACAAUUCCACAAACCAAACGGAGCACAAGCAGAGGCACAAGUUGGAAUCUUCAGAGGAUCUACGACAUUUUUCUUCUGCCACUGAUCAGAGUGCAAGUAGCAGUUUCUGUAAUGGUACUGCAAGUCAUCUUAAUAGCAUUGGUUGUGUAAGCAAUGGCAAUGUCGAUCAACUUGCAGUUGUCCAAACUGGUGUAGAGAGUGUGAAUGAAGAAGGGCUCCCUAUUAACGAUAGAAACUGUCAUCGAACUGUUCUGAGAGAAGCAGCUCUGACCAAAUUCCGUUUAAAGCGGAAAGACAGAUGCUAUGAGAAGAAGGUACGUUAUGAAAGCAGGAAAAAACUUGCAGAGCAGCGUGCUCGAGUGAAAGGGCAGUUCAUUCGUCGAGGGCAUGCCGAGCCAGCACCUGUAGAAACUGAUAGUCGCUGUGGUAUUUCAUUAGAUGGUUAGCCAAGCUAUUCACAACUUCUUUCAAAAGGAGGAGCAUACAAACGCUACUGUAAUUGAAGAUUUUAGAUUGGUUUGUCGAGAUCAUCGCAAAGAGGGGAUAAAUGAUAUCUAUAGAUAUAUGCUAACAUCACUAGCUUGUUUGUUUCAUGUAUGUCUGUAUAAUCAUGUGUAUUUGUUGUAGAGUAGUAUUGUAAUGUCUUGAUAGAGCAUUCUCUACAUUUAUGAAGGAGCUCCGCGAGAUAUGCUUUUGUUCUUCUGUUCAUGUAUUAUGGAUUCUUUCUGUGAUACAUGUGUCAAUAAGCAUGCAAACUUGGUGUAAAUCAUUGAUUCUUUCAUCACUCACUGGAAAUGAGAUAUAACCGUCUCAUGAUUAUCGUUCUUGUUCAA
Molecule: messenger RNA, 2776 nt
Organism: Camellia sinensis
Lineage: Eukaryota; Viridiplantae; Streptophyta; Magnoliopsida; Ericales; Theaceae
Gene: PRR5
Product: two-component response regulator-like protein
Biological process (GO): cytokinin-activated signaling pathway; phosphorelay signal transduction system
Molecular function (GO): protein binding
Source: RefSeq, a predicted model, not a curated record